ACUAUAUUCGUUUGUGCAAACAAUUUUUGUGUGUUGAGCGGGUGGACCACGUUUUUCCAAUGUUUUAAUGCCACCAUUACGAUCUAACAUCGUCUCUACACCUUCGAUAUCCUAAUUCAAUGCAAUUACAUCGAUUUAAUAUCACUCAGAGCUGACCGUUUUUCAUCCAUUGAACAUUUUUUUUCGAUUCCUUUUUGUUCAAUUCAUUCUCGCAAUUUUACGGAAAUUAGGUUAGGUCGCGAAUGAUGUGCUAUGGAAAUGUCCCACCGGCCACAUGCCUACCACUUUACGGGAUGACGCGCUUUUUUUUCUUCAUUCUUUUUUUAUUCGUAAUUUUGAAGUUUUCAUUCGAAAAUCUCAAUACGAUACAACCCUUAAUAGCUCCUUAGUCAUUAACGGUUUAAAUUAAUUUUUCGAGUCUGUGACCAGACUGGAUCCGUAAAACCUGUGCCAAUUGGAUUUUACGUGUACCUUUGAUGAGUCAAUGUUUUGACUAAAAUUCAGAAAACUUGAUAAAUUCAUACUUGUGGAAAUAUUUUUCGAAAAAGGGAAGGACUUCAAAAUAAUCUAUUUCAAGCCAAUAGUUUCAAGAGUAUGAGCUUGUAGAAAAUGAAAUUAUUUUGCUGUAGCAAAAAGUUGAAACUAGUCAGUCCUACUUGAAAAACAUUCUUAAUUUGAAUCCUAUUGCAAGUUCAACGUCAUGAAAUAAACUUGAUUAAAUAUACUCAAAUAAUUUGCAACAUUUUGACUGAACUUGAUAAAAAAUGCAAUUUCUGUAUAAACUUUUGUAACUGGCUCAAUAUAAUGGCUCAUGAGUUUCCCAGCCAGCAGUCACAUACAAAAGUAAUGCCUGAAAUUUCAGGAUAACUUCGAUUUGAAGUAAACUCAAUUGAACAUUUUGUAUUUUACCUCAGCGGUAAAAUACCAGAAAUGCAUUUGAUAAGAGCAAAGUUAAGUAAUCAUCUAAAGGGGAUUGCCACGGAUACUUUAAAACAGUAGAAAAAAGAGAUAGGCUUAAGGGAUUUAAAACUGAUCAAGGGCUAACGAUAAAACUGUCAAAAUGCCACAGAACGAAUACAUUGAGCGUCACAGAAAGUUGCACGGUAGAAGAUUGGAUUAUGAAGAAAGAAAAAGGAAAAGGGAGGCUCGAGAGCCACACAAGCGAGCAGAACGUGCCCGUAGUCUUCGGGGCAUCAAAGCUAAAAUAUUCAACAAGGAGCGCCGCAAUGAGAAGAUCCAGAUGAAGAAGAAGAUCAAAGCACAUGAAGAAAAGAAAGGCAAAACAAAGACGGAGAAUGCACCAGAAGCAGCGCUGCCGGUUUAUCUCUUGGAUCGAGAUGUUACUUCACGAUCCAAGGUUCUUUCCAACAUGAUCAAACAGAAACGUAAAGAAAAAUCAGCAAAAUGGGAUGUUCCAAUACCAAAAGUCAAAGCCCAAUCAGAAUCUGAAGUUUUCAAAGUCGUACGAACUGGAAAGUCGAAACGCAAUUCGUGGAAAAGGAUGGUCACCAAAGUCACAUACGUCGGAGAGAAUUUCACUCGAAAACCACCUAAAUUUGAACGAUUCAUCAGGCCAAUGGCACUCCGAUUUCGUAAAGCUCACAUUACACAUCCUGAACUCAAAGCCACUUUUUAUUUGCCCAUUAUCGGUGUUAAAAAGAAUCCCAACUCGGCUAUGUACACGACACUCGGUGUUAUCACAAAGGGCACAAUUAUUGAAGUCAAUAUUUCAGAAUUGGGUCUUGUGACCCAAUCUGGUAAAGUAGUCUGGGGUAAAUACGCCCAAGUUACAAAUAACCCAGAAAACGAUGGCUGCAUUAACGCUGUUUUAUUAGUUUAAGUCUGUACAUCUAUGUUUUGUAAUAUUAUUGGCUUCAAUAAAGAAAUUUGAAAGAAAAAGAAAAAAAAA
Messenger RNA from Venturia canescens, 1909 nucleotides. It is a transcript of the gene Ip259, whose product is annotated as NSA2 ribosome biogenesis factor-like IP259. Lineage: Eukaryota; Metazoa; Arthropoda; Insecta; Hymenoptera; Ichneumonidae. The transcript is spliced from 2 exons. Gene Ontology annotation, biological process: maturation of LSU-rRNA; maturation of 5.8S rRNA. Gene Ontology annotation, cellular component: nucleolus; preribosome, large subunit precursor. The record is from RefSeq and is a predicted model, not a curated record. Bases 1061 to 1840 code for a protein of 259 amino acids.